Molecule: messenger RNA, 2580 nt
Organism: Peromyscus maniculatus bairdii (prairie deer mouse)
Lineage: Eukaryota; Metazoa; Chordata; Mammalia; Rodentia; Cricetidae
Product: Leucine-rich repeat-containing protein 29
Biological process (GO): SCF-dependent proteasomal ubiquitin-dependent protein catabolic process
Cellular component (GO): SCF ubiquitin ligase complex
Molecular function (GO): protein binding
Source: RefSeq, a predicted model, not a curated record
AAGUCGUCAGGAUUCUGGACGGAAGUGGAUUCCAUUUCCUUCCCAGGCCCCGCCCAGGGGUGAUGGGACUACACUUCCCAGAAAGCCUUGCGUGGGGGCGGAGACGGCAGAGAGGCGAUGGCGGACUCACUGCCCCUGGAGAUGCUCACAUAUAUCCUGAGCUUCCUACCUCUGUCAGAUCAGAAAGAGGCAUCCCUUGUGAGUCGGGCUUGGUACUGUGCAGCCCAGAAUGCCCUUCGAGAGACAAAUGUGCGGUACAACAUUCCUGUGUCCUCUGCCUCACUCUCGGCCAUCAAGAACUUGGGCCUCAGGGGCAUUUCACACAUCAGCUUGACCAAUCUGGAUGGCUCACCAGCUUCGCACCAGGUACUGCAGUCUGUUGCUUACCACUUAGGCCCACACCUGGAGAGCCUGUGCCUGGGUGGGGGCAGCCCCACAGAGGCAUCCUUCUUGGCCCUGAUCCUGGGAUGCCCAGUCCUGCGUACCCUUGAUCUCAGCGGCUGCAACAGUCUUUUCACAUCAGGCACUCUGCUGGCUCAGCCUGAGACAGCGCAGUGUGUCCGAAAGGCAUUGAGUGGCCUCCGUGAUCUUAACCUGGCUUGCCUGCGUGACCUGACCGACCUCAGCUUCAACCAUCUCAGUGGUUGUUUCCCUAGCCUGGAGCGCCUCUCCUUGGCCUACUGCCAUCUUACCUUUGAGUUAGGCCCAACCUGGGGCUCCAUUACCCCGCAGGUUUCCUCUCCCUCCCAGCUUUCCUUCCACAACCUGCUUCAGUUCGUCAAAGAGCGAGCUGGUAGGCUGCGUGCCCUAGACCUUAGUGGUACUGGCUUGCCACCUGAGGCCCUACAAGCCCUGGGCCAAGUGACUGGAUUGCAGCUGGAGGAGCUGAGCCUACACAGCUGUAGAGACCUCUCCUCAGAGGCUGUGGCCACCCUGUGCCACCAGCAGCCUGGUAUUACUUCCCUGGACCUCAGUGGCUGCUCAGAGCUGACCGACAGGGCACUCUUGGCUGUGAGCCGAGGCCUCCAACACCUGCGGCACUUGAGUCUGAGGAAGCUGCAGCGGCUGACUGAUGCGGGUUGUGCAGCUCUGGGGGCCCUGCAGGAACUGCAGAGCCUGGACAUGGCUGAGUGCUGUCUUGUCAGCGGUCGGGAACUGGCCAAGGUCCUAGGCUCAGUUCACAGAGCUCCACUUGCACUGACUUCUCUCAGGCUGGCUUACUGCUCCUCACUGAAGGAUGCCUCAGUGCUCUCCAUGAUCCCAGCACUGGGCCCAAACCUCAAAGUGCUGGACUUGUCCUCCUGUGUGGCCCUCACUAACCAGACCGUGCAGGCCAUCUGUACCUACCUUGUUCACCUGUCAGUCCUGCGCCUGGCCUGGUGCAAGGAGCUCCAGGACUGGGGGCUUUUGGGGCUGAAGGAGCCAAGUGAGGAGCCUAUGCUAAGUCCCCAGCUACCCCAAGAGGUGGAAAAUCAGGCCCCAGACCCUCAGGAGCCUAAUUCUGAGUCACAGGGCCCCUCCCUGCUCAUGCUUCAGGCCCUGCAGGAGUUGGACCUCACAGCCUGCAGCAAACUGACUGAUGCCAGUUUGGCCAAGGUGCUCCAGUUCCCUCAGCUGAGGCAGUUAUCACUGAGCCUACUGCCAGCACUCACAGACAUGGGCUUGGUAGCUGUGGCUAGGGGCUGUCCCAGCCUGGAGCGCUUGGCAUUGAGUCACUGCAGCCACCUCAGUGAUGAGGGAUGGGCCCAGGCAGCCAGGUUCUGGCCAAGGCUGCAGCACCUCAACCUGUCCUGUUGCAGUCAGCUCACAGAGCAAACUCUGGAUACCAUUGGGCAGGCAUGCAAGCAGCUUCGAGUGUUGGAUGUGGCCAUGUGUCCUGGUAUCAACGUGGCAGCCGUCAGGCACUUUCAAGCACAGCUGCCUCAGGUGACCUGCAUCCAGUCCCGCUUUGUGGGAGGGGCUGACCUGACCCUGACACUUUGAGCCAGAUCUACCCCUCUGGAGCUGACAGCCUUCUACGCAGCUUUGCAUCUCUCCCUCAUGCCUCUCUCUCACCAAAGGUCUCUGCAUCCCAUGGAGGACAAGGGCCAGGGCCAAGCAAGGUUGGGAAAUGAGGGCAGACUACCAGGAGCCUCUGAAGUGCGGCCUCCAGACAGACCCCUGUUGCUGAGGCCUAGGACUGUGUCCAUUUGGGGCAAUGUGUCCAGCCCUGCUGCUUCUCUUGGCAGUUGGCUGACAUGCCAAUCUCUUCUGUGGCUGCUACCUCAAAUGACAGGUCAGCUCUCUCUUCAUGUCCAGAACUGACGACGCUAAGGACUUAUUUCAAGAAGGGCAAUAGUCCCUACCUGUCUCCACCCAACACCAGCCUUCCAAAGGCAGUAGCUGUCCAAGUGUAUGGUCUUACCUGGUGCCCUUACAUCAUUUACUACGUUUGAAGACAUGUCCAUGUUUAUCAACAGGCUUAGCCCACAGGUUCAGAGCCGAUUUGACACGUAUCUAUAAGCCAAGCCAACUUUAUUUCUGCUAGAGGCUCUGCUGGUCAGGUUGUCUGUGCUUUCUUUUCAUCCCUCUUUGUGGCUG